This is a messenger RNA of Triplophysa rosa, 1288 nucleotides long. RefSeq names its product UDP-glucuronosyltransferase 1A5-like. Gene Ontology annotation, molecular function: UDP-glycosyltransferase activity. The record is from RefSeq and is a predicted model, not a curated record. Lineage: Eukaryota; Metazoa; Chordata; Actinopteri; Cypriniformes; Nemacheilidae. The transcript has 2 exons. Bases 1 to 963 code for a protein of 320 amino acids.
AUGAAUAUCGUACGGUUGCUUUUGAUUCUGUUCCUCUUUGGUUCAGCUGAAGCUGGAAAGCUGUUGGUUGUUCCAUCAGAUGGCAGUCACUGGCUUGGGAUGAAGCCUAUUGUGGAGGAGCUGGGGAGAAGAGGUAACCAGGUGGUGGUCGUCAUCCCAGAGGCUAGUCUGAGUAUGGGUCCAUCAGAACAUACCACCACUCUUACUUACCCAGUGCCCUACACUAAAGCUGAGCUAGAAGGGAACAUAGCAGAAGAAUUAGACACUAUUCUGAGUAUUGAUAUGACUUCAGACCUGGCCAAGUUCCAGGGAUUCCUCUUUUCACUGAACAUUCUUCAGACGUUAACCGUGAGGAGCACUGAGAGUCUGCUUUUCAACGAGGACCUCAUUAAGAAACUGAAAGACUUCAACUUUGAUGCUAUCCUCACGGAUCCGUUUGAGCCUGUCGGGGUUAUUGUUGGUGAAUAUCUUUCGGUUCCAGCAAUAUAUAUGCAAAUAAAUCACCCUUGUGGUGUGGACACUCUUGCCACUCAAUGCCCGACUCCAGCCUCUUAUGUUCCUCAAAUUUUUACUCAGUUUACUGACCACAUGAGUUUUUGGCAAAGAAGUGUGAACGCUGUAAGGUCUCUGCUGCAACCUAUGGCUUGUGGAUAUUUAUUUACUCAUGCAGAUGAGAUUGCCUCACGUUUACUUCAGAGAAAAACAUCUGUGGUGGACAUAAUGAGUCGUGCUGCUCUCUGGUUCAUGCGUUUCGACUUUGCCUUGGAAUUCUCACGUCCGGUGAUGCCCAACAUGGUCAUGAUUGGAGCCACUGUUAGCCAGAAACCAAAACCUUUGUCACAAUUUCUCUGGCGUCUCGGACCUCCGCUCUCUUCACCUCCCGGCAUCGCCUCACAAGGGAUCACCACAGUCAUCCGGAUUCUGCCAGCGGGUCGAGACCCCUCCCCGCCGAGCUUCCGUUAGAGUCAAGGUUUCUCCUGUUUGGAUUCUAUUACCGUUCUUACCGUGAGUGCCGCUGGGUCGAGUCAUCUCCCCACGGGCUCACGAGGUACCUGUAGCUGGUCCGGUGGACAGUUGUGUGUUCAAUAAAACCCUCUUUUUUUCCCGCAUUUGAGUCUCCGAAUUUCUUAUUCCUACCUUGUCUUGACAGAACGGUCUGACCAAACUGGAGAUUCAGCGGGGAUGGAUCCCUUCCGCAAUGCUCUGCAACAACAGGGGGUCGCCCUCGGACAGCAGGUCACACGGCUGAAUGCCACUACACAGGAAGUGGGAAAUCUUGUAGGUCAAG